Strigops habroptila (Kakapo) is the source of this 2521-nucleotide messenger RNA. Its product is annotated as serum paraoxonase/arylesterase 2-like. The transcript is spliced from 10 exons. Gene Ontology annotation, cellular component: extracellular region. Bases 71 to 1138 code for a protein of 355 amino acids. The record is from RefSeq and is a predicted model, not a curated record. NCBI's taxonomy places the organism in Eukaryota, Metazoa, Chordata, Aves, Psittaciformes, Psittacidae. Gene Ontology annotation, molecular function: arylesterase activity.
CUGGCGGUGUGUGCCCCGCAGUGCCACGGGGCGGCCCGCGGCGGCGCGGGACGCGGCAGAGCGGGUGGCCAUGGGGAAGCUGGUGACGCUGGCUGUCGUCGGGAUAGUGGCAGCCUUUACGGUGGAGCGGCUGGUGACCCUUUGGAACAGGAGCUAUGCUUCACGGGAAAUAGACCCACUACCCCUCCCGAACUGCCAGCUCAUUAAAGGGAUCGAAAGUGGUUCAGAAGACAUUGACAUACUUCCCAACGGACUGGCGUUCAUCAGCUCAGGCUUGAAAUACCCAGGACUAAAGAAGAGCUUUCUACCAGACAAGCCAGGUGAAAUAUUUUUGAUGGAUUUGAAUGAAGACAAUCCCAAAGCGGUAGAACUGAGAUUCAGCCGAGGGUUUGAUGUGACAUCCUUUAACCCUCAUGGAAUCAGCACCUAUGUAGACAAAGAUGACACCGUGUACCUCUUUGUUGUGAACCAUCCCCAUCAGCAGAACACAGUAGAAUUGUUUAAAUUUGUAGAAGAUGACAGAUCUCUUGUGCACUUGAAAACCGUUCGACAUGACCUUCUGACAAGCGCGAAUGAUGUGAUAGCUGUGGGACCAGACAGCUUCUAUGUUACCAAUGACCACUACUUCUUUGACUUCAUCUUUAUGUUCUUGGAGAUGUUCUUGGGUUUAACUUGGUCAAAUGUUGUUUACUACAGUCCUAAAGAAGUGAAAGAAGUAGCAGCUGGGUUUUAUUCAGCCAAUGGAAUUAACAUUUCACCUGACAGAAAGUACAUCUACAUUGCAGAUGUAGGUGAUCAUAACAUCCAUGUUAUGGAAAAACAUGCAAAUUGGAGUUUAACCCAUGUGAAGACGCUGCAGCUGGACACUCUGGCCGAUAAUUUGUCUGUUGACCCGUCCACUGGCGAUGUCUGGGCAGGAUGUCAUCCCAAUGGGUUCAAGCUCUUCCACUACGAUCUUGAGAAUCCGCCUGGUUCUGAGGUCCUCCGCAUCCGGAACAUCCUCUCGGAGGAGCCUGAGGUGACACGCAUCUACGCCGAUGAUGGCUCCGUGCUGCAGGGAAGCACCGUGGCAUCCAUCUACAAGGGAAAACUGCUCAUUGGCACAGUCAUCCACAGAGCUCUCUACUGUGAGCUAUAGCUCGCCCCAAAGCUCAAUAUAUUCACAACCUGGCAACACCACAGCAAUGGGCAGAACUAGAGCUUACAGAACUGGCCUGCCACUGUAACCAGCGAGGAGUUAACUUCCUGUGCUCACCUGGGUGUAAAAGAUGACACAGACACACAUGGAAACACCACAGCUCCUGCACAGCAGCUUAAAGGUGGCCAGGCAAGCCAGCAUACUCAAAAUUGCUUUAGCUCCACAAAUAAAUACACAAAAGUAGGCAACAGUUACAUUUGCAGGUGAGCCAAAAGAGAAAGUCUUUCCAGUCAUUUAGUAUGGAAUAUUUGUUUCUUCUUAUUACAUCGAAACCCCGCAUUAGUCUGACUUAACAGUGGUUUACCAAAAGUUGAAGUUAAGAAUGAUGAGACAUCCACAUAUUUUGUUUCAUAUAUGUCAUUACACAAUACAAAGGGGAAAAAUGCAACACAACUUUAAAGGUCCUACAGAACAGUAACAAGAGUUUCAAAGUGAGCUUUGCAUCUGUUAUCCAGUGACACUUCUGCACAUCCCAACAAUGAGUUACAAUACUUAAUAAAAGGAACCACAUGAAUCUCUUUUAUCACAGAAAGAAUAGCAAAACUCCUGACACUGCUUGGCUUGCUUAGUUUAUGUGUUGGUCCAAAUGCAUUUUAUGGUUUUAUUUUAAAUUUAAGCCACUAGGGUUUGGGUUUUUUUAAGUUAGUUAGGUUUUUGUUGUUUGGGGUUUUUUUUAAGUCUGAGAAUAAUCAAAUAAAAUUACCACAACACAGUUAAAACCCCCUGAAUACUUAAAGGACUUAAGUCAAAUUACUUAUUCUGCAGAGGAAGAACAUGAUUUACAAAGAGAUUAAGUAGGCGCUGUUCUAAGCAUCAAGAAUGAAAACUGAAUAUAUAAUGCCAGGCAGUCUGCUCAGGUUUCUAAGAAAACAAAGAACAUAAACCAGGGUCACCAUCUUAGAUUACUAUACAUGACCACUUAAACGUUACAACAAUGUAAACAUAAUUUACAAAGAAAAUCACCAUUGAAUGCAUUUAUCAACAUUGUACUUAAAAUAUUAGAUUUCCAGUUUCUUCCAGAUAAGUUCUCUUACUCAAAUAUAAAUUGAUAACCUCCUAAAAUAACAGAAUGCUAGUUUUACAAGGCUAUUAAAUAGUUGUAUUAUUUUUCUCCUACAGAGUGCAGAGAUUCAUUGCAAUGUGAAAUUCUUGUUAGCAGGGAUACUUUUUUGCUGGCGCUCUAUCUCAAGAAAAAUAUCAUAAGCCUUAGAAAUAUCAGGAAGUUAUCUUUUCUGGCAAUUUAAUUUUUAGAUCUGAAUAAAAUAUACAUCAGAAACUUGCAAAAAUUGGAUUUGGAAGAAAAAAUAAAGCUAAUGUUAAGUA